Suillus discolor is the source of this 1165-nucleotide messenger RNA. RefSeq lists its product as uncharacterized. The transcript has a single exon. NCBI's taxonomy places the organism in Eukaryota, Fungi, Basidiomycota, Agaricomycetes, Boletales, Suillaceae. Bases 111 to 893 code for a protein of 260 amino acids. The record is from RefSeq and is a predicted model, not a curated record.
UGCCAUGUCUGCCACAAGACCAUAAGCCGCAAGGCAGAUCUUCCUAGACACAUGCGUACGCACGAUGAACACAAGGAGUCUCUGUACGUACUCGUACCCUAUUGUACCAGAUGGUUCCUGACCCAUCUGCUAUCUUGAUCAGUAUGCACGCAUGUCCAUUCCUUGACUGCAAUUACAAGACCCUCCAAAAGUCCAACCUGCAGACGCACAUCAGGACCCACACCCGUGAACGCUCGAGGACGUGCCCCCACCCUGGGUGCGCGUUUGCCACUACCGAUCCAGCAAGCUUGACGCGUCACCGCAAGCACCUACACAGCUACGAGCCCAAGGCGCGUCGCAACCUCGGGGGCAAAGCUGCUCGACAGUCCGCCGCCGCACCUUACCCAUCUACUCGGUUUAUGAAGCCUGAGGAAGAUAUUCCUGCAUCACUGGAUUUAAAUGACCUCACAUUUCCCGAGCUCGCAGGCCUCAUUCCCUGCGAUGCGCUCUCACCCGCUGAGUCCAGCGACUCCGGCAUCCCCCAGUUUUCGGGCGAGUUCACCGAACUCUCCUGGGAGCGACUCUUCCCCGAUUUCCCUGCCGAGAGCUUCACCUCCGUUUACGAACAGCCCUCUCAGCUCACCGCCCCCACCUUCAACUACUUCCAGCCAUCAACUGUCCCUGUCGAUCUCUCCGCCUCCCACAUGCCGCAGUUCGACCCGAAGUUGGAUCCCGAUGUCAACUCUCAGCAGUCCAUUCCCGCCUUCGACGUGGACUUUCAAUACCAGCCUGUCUCCGGGAACGAUCUGAACUCCGCAUCAGCUGAACUAGAGGAGUUUUUACAGACAUAUGGCUCGGGGUACUUUGAAGGCCGCUGUGAGUACCCGGACAGUGCAACAUAUUCCAUGUCCUAGCCCACGUUUACGAACGAAUAUAACGUCCAUUGAAAUCUUGACUAUUGCAUUUCAUCUUGUUGCCAUUACCUAUACAUUAUCAUCAUCGACAUCAGCAUUACCAUUGCAUUUUGAAUUUGGCAUUAUCAUUAUUGUUCUUUUAUCUCAUAUCACUUUUAUCUUUUAUAUAUACCCAUCUUCCUCCACACUUAGCAAUAUUGCGACCUCAGGCUUCAACUUGUAAAAUACAUUAUGUGCAUCAUUACACGAAUCUCAUGACUAUGGAUUGGUUA